Molecule: messenger RNA, 5063 nt
Organism: Megachile rotundata (alfalfa leafcutting bee)
Lineage: Eukaryota; Metazoa; Arthropoda; Insecta; Hymenoptera; Megachilidae
Gene: POSH
Product: SH3 domain containing ring finger posh
Biological process (GO): positive regulation of proteasomal ubiquitin-dependent protein catabolic process; positive regulation of JNK cascade; protein ubiquitination
Molecular function (GO): ubiquitin protein ligase activity; protein binding; metal ion binding
Source: RefSeq, a predicted model, not a curated record
UCUAAGGUUGAGUAUCUCCAAAUGCCCACCUUGCAGAGCUACAUCUAUGAAAUACAAGAGCUAUAAUCAUUUUAUUAUUACUACACAAUAUUGUGAAAAUUAUUAAAUUUAUCAAAUUUAAACAUAAAUUGAAACGUUUUACAAAGUUUAAUUUAAGCAAUAGCGAUAUAUUGUUUAUACUCGUCAAUUAUUAUAUAUAAGCACACUUUAUUCACUUGUAUUAAAUAUUUCUUCAUAGUGACAUUUUUAGUUGCACAAUAUAUAUAGAAGUAUGAGGUUUAUGUGUUUGUGUAACAGUUGUUGGCCUGUUUAAAAAUCGACUGCAAUCGACGAGGUCCGAUUGAUCGAUAUGGUUCUGUAUGUGUGUUACAAAAUGUACUGAGAUGACAGCGCGCAUACUGACGCGCCUUAGAAUAUUUGGUUUGCGGAGAAUGAAAAGAUGGAAGAGUAGUUCGAAAGUUACAAAAAAGAUCAAGUAACAUGUCUACACAUUCUUAUGCGAGGUGGGUUUAUUGGUGGACUAUUAUACUGAUUUUCUGAGUUUCGGUCUUUCCUAGUGCACAAUAGAUAAGUACGACAGGUGUAUGGCAAUUUGUGGAAAUACCAAAACCAGGACGCGUGGGAAGAUCUGCGAAACAAGAACAAGUUCGUUCCGGAUAAACAGAAAUAAGUGAAGAAAUUAAAGAAAAGAAAACAAGACUAAACGUGAACGUUUGAAACUUCAAAUCAUAAUGGAUGAAUGUACUCUGAAUGAUUUGUUAGAAUGCUCGGUAUGUCUCGAGCGAUUAGAUACAUCGAGCAAAGUACUUCCUUGUCAACAUACUUUUUGUAAAAAAUGUUUAGAGGAAAUAGUGAAUACUCAUCGCGAGUUACGUUGUCCUGAAUGUCGUGUAUUAGUUGAUGCUAAAGUAGAUGAUUUACCUCCCAAUGUAUUACUUAUGCGUAUUUUGGAAGGAAUGCGUAAUGCUGCACCUAAAUCAACAAAAUCUGUAGCUAAAAGCAAUUCAGGAUCUCAAAGACUUUUUGGUGGUCAUCAAAUUACUUCGACUACUAGUGUAACUACCAAUUCUACUCCUAAUGCAUUCACGAAUGAACCAAUUCGGCAUGCGAGUGCUACAGCUAAACAAGUUCAGCUACAUAGUCAAACGUAUGGCCGAGCAAUUUAUGAUUAUAUGUCAAAAGUACCAGGAGAUUUAUCAUUUAAGAAGGGUGACAUUGUCAUUCUUCGUAAAAAAAUUGAUAACAAUUGGUAUUUUGGAGAAAGUGCUAACAGCCAUGGGGUUUUUCCACUAUCUUAUGUUCAGGUAAUGACACCAUUAACACCACAUGUACCUCAGUGUAAAGCUCUCUAUGAUUUUCGAAUGACUAAUGAUGAUGAAGACGGUUGUCUUACAUUUAACAAGGGUGAAGUUAUCAGUGUUAUUAGAAGAGUUGAUGAAAAUUGGGCAGAAGGAAAACUUUUGGAUAGAAUUGGUAUUUUCCCAUUGGCUUUUGUAGAACUGAACAGUGUAGCAAGAGCAUUAAUGAAACUUUCAACAAAUACUCAGCCAGGUCCAUCAAGAGUGGCACCUCCUACACCUACAAACGAAGAAACUACACCCUUAAUACCAACUGAUCAUUCACGUAACAUACAAACAAAUCAGCGGCGUCCCCGACUUGUGAGCUCAACUUUGCCAGUGUCUGAUACAGUCUCAAGUGUAUCUUCAGGUGGCAGUUCUUCAACUACAACUUCAAAUACUCCCAAUAGUUCCACUACGUCUAGUAGUUCCAGUACUGCUCCAAGUAGUCCUAGUAGCCCAGCAACAUCACCACCUGCAGUUGGAAAUAGACAUAAUGUUAAACGUCACAGUUUCACUGCUAUCAAUACUGGCCAUCAAACUCAUCCACAUCAUAGACACAGUGCAGAAAUACUUAGCCCACCAGUAGAUAAUGCUGUUGGUAGCAGCAAUAAUAGCUGCAGUAAUGAUUCAUUUUCUCCGGUACAGACUGGUACCAGCAUUGUAGAUCACAACCUUCGACAUAGACGAAGUGGUAGUAGUGAUCUUGCUCUUGCACAAGCAACACAAAAUUUAUCCUCUACUACACCCGGAAACGCUAAUUUACCAGCUGCGUAUAUAGCACUAUAUCCAUAUAAACCUCAAAAAGCAGAUGAACUUGAAUUGAGAAAAGGUGGCAUUUAUAUGGUAACGGAACGUUGUCAAGAUGGGUGGUUUAAAGGGACUUCCAAUCGUACGCAAAAGUGUGGAGUUUUUCCUGGAAAUUAUGUUGCACCUGCUAAAUGCCAACGUGGUUUAUGCCGAGGGUCACCAAGUACAGGACAACAUCAGAAUUUUUCAUCAUCAACGACUCAAAAUAAUACUGAGUCGAGAAUGACUGUGACAUAUACCAAAAAUAAAGGGCCUGCUCCUCAACCUUAUAACCCCCGUACGUUGUUACCUCCAGAACUGCCACCACGGGCUAUUAGUCCAUCUUCAGUGGUAUCAUCAUCUUGGCAUGGUCAAAGCCAAACACAAAGUCAAGAAAACAGCCCACCACGGAGCAACGAGCAAAACUCUGUGAAUCCUCUCGGACGUAGUCACAGUGCUGUGAUAACAUCAAGUAUUUCUUCUCCUGGCAAACAGGUAACUUUGCCACAAUCAUUAACCACUACAACUACUAUUGCUGGCAUCAGCAAUAGUGGUACUGUCGCCACUGCCACCGCUUCUUCCAUCACGAGUGAAAUGAAUAAAAGUCCCAACAAUACUUUGCGAGCUGUUGCUUCUCCUUCUUCAACCACGUCUGUUGCCGCGACCAAAAAUACUGAGAAGCAAAAAGAAAAGAAAGAUAAAUGCGUUUCUUUGAUGCGCCGAUUAACGAAUAUUAAAAAAUCAAAAUCACCACCUCCUACUACAUAUUCAAUGGACAAUCCUGUAUUUGAUGAUGGUAACUCCAUCAACCCAGUGCAUGUUCGAUCGGGAUCUUGUCCAAGUCAGUUGCUACAGGUGGGAGCUACGCAGGAAUUAAAUGCUUCAAACAACCAUCAUCGUUUGUGUCCAGGCUCUAUGCAGGGACACGUCACGUCUUCACAAAGACUUAAAUACAAGGAGAGACCAUCUUUAUCGGUCUCAAUCUUUCAGAGAUCCAACGAAUCUAGUGGGAUGGCGUGUACACCGGUAGGAAAUCAUCACCGUAAAAGUAACUCUUUAGAUGCUGGUAUGGGAAAGCAAAUAAAGCAACAACCUUCUCGUGAACGAGAACGAGUAUAUAGAUUUCGCUGUAUUGUGCCAUAUCCACCUAACAGUGAAUUUGAAUUAGAACUUCGAGUGGGAGACAUUAUUUAUGUACAUAAAAAACGUGAUGAUGGCUGGUAUAAGGGUACUCAGCAAAGAACAGGUCGUACAGGACUUUUCCCAGCAAGUUUCGUCGAAGCCUUCUGAGAUACAGCUCAAAAUCAUCUUGUAUUAGAGACUUGUAUAUAAUUUUGCACAAGUUAAAAGUGACUUAUGAUAAAGUUACUUUCUAAACUUAUUAAUGAUAUAAUCGAUACAAGGGUAAGUAGUAAGAGUACGGUUCAAACUAUAGAUCUGAUUUACACCUACAUUGUAUAUGGUAUGUUCUCAUAAUUUGUUGUUAUAAAUACAACAAAAAAUUGUUUAAAUCAUACAAGCAUUAAGUAUACUGAAAUUCUUCAAAAUGCAUACUGCCACUAAUUAAGGGAAAAAAAUUAAACAAAGUAUGAAAUUGUACUAUAUCUAUACUGCCAUUUGAACAAAAAUAUUAAAAAUAAUAUAUCUUAACGUUCUUAUUAGUGUAAAAUCAACUUCGUUAUUUGAAAUGUACCAAAAGAACCUUUGUUCAUACACACUGGAUCGUCAAAACAAAAUGUUUAAAAUCACAUUGUUUUUAUAUUGCCUGAGGUGUUAUUGAAGUAUGUGUUAUUACUACAAAAAUAUUUAUUUAUUUUAUGUAACAAAUUUUUUUGUUUCAAAAAAAUUUAUAAACAAAGUAACAUUAUUAUUAAGGUAUUAUUUAGAUCUUUUUAAAUUGUUAUUUUUUAAAAAUGUGUGUAGUAUAUCUUGUAAUACAGAAUUAUAUACAUUUUUAAUAAUUUUACGAAUUCGCUAUUUUUUGCCUUAUUGUGGUUGCUAACCUUGAGCAACAUUUUUUCCAAACAUAUUUUUUGUUUUAAUCUUUUUUUUGGCUAAGUUAAUUGUUAACAUCCCUUGUUUUAUACAAGAAUACGUAAAUUUGAGAAAUAAGUUUGAAUAGCAUAAAACAUUAUAUUAAAUGUUUAUUGGUUGUCAAAGACUGGCUUCUAUUUUUACAUUACUUAAGAAGUUUUCCAUAGAGAAAUUAAUGAUAUCGUGAACGAUUUUAAUAACAUUAUAUUUAUAUGACACCAGUGACAGUAUAUUUUGUAAUUUAUUUUGAGACUAAGUACACGUUCGUGCAUGAUAACAGAUGGCAUCGUUAAAAAUCAAUUUCAUAUAAUUCUACAAUUAUAGAAAAUUAUGAAUGUAAAUUGACGAGCUUCCAGAGACCGAGUAAUAAUCAGUAUUUAAUGGAAACUUGUUACUAUCCCACAUAAUGUGUUAUUUACAAUCAUGCACAAAUAUCUACAUAUAUGUAAGAUUACACAUGUUAGUAUUUUUCAUUUUUACACUACAAAUAUAUUAAUUUUUAAUUAAUACCAUUCAUAGGUUAAUUUAUAUAAAAAUAUGUUACAUAAUACUACUGGUUUUUUAAAACUGAACAAAUAUUCAGAAGUCUGAGCAUGUAUUGUCCUUCUACAUAUGUUGUAAUUUAUUUAAUUUAUAUAUUCAUAUUUUAUUAUAAAAAAUUGUUUUAUAUAAGUUUGUUAAUAUACAUAUACGUACAUAUACAAGCGCACACGUACGUACACAAUAUAGAAAUAAGAUAAUGGAAGAAGAAAAGAAUGGUAGAGGGUAUAAACUAGUAAAUGCUUCUGAUUUAGUAAUGUAGAGAAAUUAUUCGUUUAAAUUUUUAAUGAAUUUGAACUCCAUUACGAUCUUUACACAAAUCGAUAUACUUGAAAAAUUACGUUCAUAGUGUCAUAUUUUAUU